AACAACAAAAUUUUUCACAAUGAAUGCCUACUAUACGCUAUACUCGGGCGACAAUUACGACGACGAGUCGAUUGGCGAUGAACGCAGCGAAGAAGAUACGGACGAUGCAAGCGAAACUGAGUUUCGCAGUCCUCAUCGCUAUGGCGGCACCAAUGGGAAUUCGUCCUCCAACAACAACAACAGCAACAAUGGCAGCAGCAACAACAACAACAAUAGCAGCAACAACAACAAUAACUUCAUGAACAGCAACAACAACAACAUUGGCAGCAAUAGUGAGCUGAAGGAACAGAUGUAUCAACAUAAGCUGAUCAAUCUGCACAAGCAACUGGACGACCUGAAUCAACAUAUACAUCCCGAGUAUUUAAAGCGUUUGCGUAAGUUAGAUAAUCAGCUAAAGGAACGCCGACGUCUCAAUGAGAUCUACAAGGAUUACAUGCGUGAGUGCGUUGAUCGUGACUAUAUACUGGAGAAGAAUGCAGCACAGAAGGAAUACGAUGAGAAAAUGAUGGAUCUCAAGGAUAAUCUGAUAGCUGACUUUGAGGAUCGAAAGCGCCAGAUUGAGAAUGAGAGAUAUAGCUUAGAGCUAACCAAUGAUUCUAUGGAAAUUAAGACAACAGUCACACGCAAGCUGCGACGGCGACCCAAUGAACCGCUGCCGGUGAUUGAGAAGCGUCGUAAACCGGCGACGGGUCAACUGCUGGUCUAUCAACUGGACGAUAAGGAAAUCGAGUCCGAUUUAAAGAUGAUACAGCGUGGCAAACCGAUGCCGCUGCAGCAGAACGGCAUGGGCUCCUACACAAACACCCAGCAACAGCAGCAACAACAGCAACAACAUCAACAGCAGCAGCACCAACAACAGCAGCAGCAAUCGUCGCACGGCCUGCUCUCGGAUGCGAACAGCUAUGUGGAGACGCGCAUCGAGGACAACAAGUUGCUCUACGAACGUCGCUGGUUCUGUCGCGGCCAACAGAUCUACGUUGAGGGCAAGGAUACGAACAAGUUUGCAGCAACCAUUACGGCCAUUAGCAACGAUGUGAUCUGGGUGAAGCGAUCGAAUGAGAGCAAAUUCAAGAUCAACAUGUCGCAUCUGGCUAAGGGGAAAAUCGUCAUAAAGCGUCGAUAGCGCAAGAAGAGAAAACCCAAUUAAAUAAUAAUACAAUUUUAAGUGUACAUUUAACAACAAACAU
Messenger RNA from Drosophila navojoa, 1187 nucleotides. RefSeq names its product sin3 histone deacetylase corepressor complex component SDS3. The record is from RefSeq and is a predicted model, not a curated record. NCBI's taxonomy places the organism in Eukaryota, Metazoa, Arthropoda, Insecta, Diptera, Drosophilidae.